Molecule: messenger RNA, 720 nt
Organism: Myripristis murdjan (pinecone soldierfish)
Lineage: Eukaryota; Metazoa; Chordata; Actinopteri; Holocentriformes; Holocentridae
Exons: 4
Coding region: 1-720 (239 amino acids)
Source: RefSeq, a predicted model, not a curated record
AUGAGUGACAAGAACCUUCUCCUGAUUGGAAAGUUGAUGCAGACCACCUUUGCCCUGCGGCGCAAAGAGGUCAUUGAUGAUGAGCCACCUGUCGGUGAGAUCCUGGAACGCUGGCCUGCCCUCAAAAUUGAGUCACAGAUCUGUGCAGAGUUUCACAGAAUCUCAAACGUCAACCUGAAGAACUGCUUCUUUGCUGAGUUGGAUCAACACACCCCCCGUUUUCUGAGCUUGUUCAGGAAGAGAGCUGCACGCACAGGGAAAGUAGCAGAAGUCCUCAGUGAGAUCUUCAGGAUUUAUGACCUCCAGGAACAAGUUGACGUCCAUGUCAGACGUGCUGCUGUCCUCCGUGGUCUCCCUGCAUAUUUGCAUGAGGAUGACUCUGGAUUUCUGAAGCAAUGGGAUAUGUCGCAGUCUGACGAACCAAACAUCGACGACGUACCAGUUGGGCUCCUCUUGAUCAGUGCCUAUUCAACAGAUGCUACAUUCUUCUGCCCAGAGAGGAUUGCAGUCGUGCUUGAGGGUACCAUGGUUAUUGAUCUCCCCACAUUCGCUGAUGCAUUUGUCAUGCUUUUUGCACUCAUUUAUGCGCUGCAUCUAAGUUACCCAAAAGCCUUGGCCAAUACAUUUGACUUUACCCAGAAAGUCUUGAUGGGCCUGGAGGAUGGGAAGCUGAAGCCUAGGGUGUUGAGCCUUAAAAAUGCCAUUUUGGCAGUGGAGUAA